This is a messenger RNA of Ornithorhynchus anatinus (platypus), 2153 nucleotides long. RefSeq names its product glycerol kinase 5 (gene GK5). The coding region runs from base 49 to 1656 and encodes 535 amino acids. Lineage: Eukaryota; Metazoa; Chordata; Mammalia; Monotremata; Ornithorhynchidae. The record is from RefSeq and is a predicted model, not a curated record. Gene Ontology annotation, cellular component: mitochondrion. Gene Ontology annotation, molecular function: glycerol kinase activity. Gene Ontology annotation, biological process: triglyceride metabolic process; glycerol-3-phosphate biosynthetic process; glycerol metabolic process. The transcript has 16 exons.
GGAGGCCGAAGCCGAAGGGGAUCGAGGCCGAAGGAGGCCGAGAGGGCGAUGUGGGAGCCGGGCCCCGCCGCCGCUUGUCCCCGGCCUCGGCCCCGGCCUCGGCCUCGGCCCCGGGCCCCCGGUCCGGCCGGCUACGUGCUGGGGCUGGACGUGGGCACCACCGUCAUCCGCGGACACGUUUACGACCGGCGGACCCACAUCCGGGGCUCCAGCUACCACAAGGUAGAAAUACUUUAUCCUCACAGUGGCUGGGUUGAAAUAGAUCCUGAAGUUCUGUGGACUCAAUUUAUUGCUGUAAUAAAAGAAGCUGUACAAGCUGCAGGAAUACAGAUGAAUCAGAUUGUUGGUCUUGGUAUCUCAACACAGAGAGCAACUUUCAUUACAUGGAACAGGACGACAGGAAAUCCUUUCCACAACUUCAUUAGUUGGCAAGACCUCAGGGCAUCUGACCUGGUCAAAUCCUGGAACAAUUCUUUUCUAAUGAAGGCAAUUCACAGUUUCUCCAAAGUGCUUCAUUUUUUCACUCGAAGUAAACGACUUUUAGGGGCCAGCUUAUUUACUUUCACCACACAGCAUGUUUCUUUGAGACUGUCAUGGGUUUUGCAGAACCUAAUGGAGGUGCAAAGAGCAGUUGAAACAGAAAAUUGUUGUUUUGGAACUGUUGAUACUUGGUUGUUGCAUAAACUCACAAAAGGCUCUGAAUAUGCCACUGAUUUUUCCAGUGCUAGUGCAACAGGACUUUUUGAUCCGUAUCAGAUGUGUUGGAGUGGUUUUCUUACCUGUCUGCUUUCCAUACCCUUGUCUCUCCUACCUCCCGUGAAGGAUACAAGUCACAACUUUGGGUGUGUGGAUGAACAGAUACUCGGUGUGCCUAUACCAAUAGUGGCUUUGGUCGCUGACCAGCAGUCAGCCAUGUUUGGAGAAUGCUGCUUUCACCGAGGAGAUGUAAAACUAACCAUGGGAACAGGGACCUUUAUGGAUAUUAAUACAGGAAACCACCCACAACAGACUGUUGGAGGCUUUUAUCCACUGAUUGGUUGGAAGAUAGGUCAAGAAGUUGUGUGCUUAGCUGAAGGCAAUGCAGCCGACACCGGAACUGCCAUUAAAUGGGCUCAGGAAUUAAAUCUUUUCACAGAUGCAGCUGAGACUGAUAAAAUGGCCAAAAGUUUAUGCAGUUCUGCAGGAGUGUAUUUUGUCCCAUCCUUUAGUGGCUUGCAGGUGCCAUUAAAUGACCCAUGUGCGUGUGCCUCUUUCAUGGGUCUGAAGGCUUCCACCAAUAAAUGCCAUCUUGUACGAGCCAUAUUGGAGGCUAUAGCUUUCAGAAACAAACAACUGUAUGAGAUGAUGCAGAAGGAAAUUCAUAUUCCAGUUACAAAAAUUCGGGCAGAUGGAGGAGUUUGUAACAAUAGUUUUGUGAUGCAGAUGACUAGUGAUUUAAUUAACGAGAAGAUAGACCGGCCUGCCCAAGUAGACAUGUCUUGUCUAGGAGCUGCAUUUUUAGCUGGUCUUGCUGUUGGAUUUUGGUCUGACAAAGAAGAGCUGAAGAAUCUGAGGAAAAGUGAAAUGGUUUUUGAGCCACAGAAGAAAUGGAAAGAAUAUGAACAUAACAUGCAAAACUGGAUGAAGGCGGUUCAACGUUCUAUGAACUGGUAUUAACACACACUACGUGGAAGAAUUCUGUAUUUUUGAAAAAUUGUUUUCUAUUCAGUCAAAUCUUUACAUUGAUAAGGCAACAAUACCUCAUGAACAAAACUUUCCUUUGGAGUUUACGCUUACGAAACAGAAGAACACAGAAACGCACCCGUCGCUUUCCACAAAUCUUCCUGCUGCUAUCUGAUCGCUCCAUUAUUACUUUGGAGUCUCAUUUUUUCUUUCACUUACCGGAGACCAAUUUUACGUUAAAGCUCAUUUAUUUCUGGAACAUGAUACUGCUGGACUGAACCACGUGCAGGUGCAACUCAAUGAAAUUCAGGUUCUGUCACUUGCAUCUUCAACUUUGUAUGAGUUUUCAAGUCCGCAUACUAUAGAAAAGGAAAGAUUUCCAUGCCAAAAAUGUCGUAUCUCUUCUGAAGCAACAUAACCAUUUGAUAGUUUUCUAAGCCAUAAUCGUUAAAAUGUUCCAUAUCAAAAUAUGAGCUCAGUUUAAUAACUGU